Polistes canadensis is the source of this 1797-nucleotide messenger RNA. It is a transcript of the gene meigo, whose product is annotated as solute carrier family 35 member B1. Gene Ontology annotation, biological process: UDP-galactose transmembrane transport. The coding region runs from base 205 to 1170 and encodes 321 amino acids. The record is from RefSeq and is a predicted model, not a curated record. Gene Ontology annotation, cellular component: endoplasmic reticulum membrane; Golgi membrane. The transcript is spliced from 2 exons. Gene Ontology annotation, molecular function: UDP-glucose transmembrane transporter activity; UDP-galactose transmembrane transporter activity. Lineage: Eukaryota; Metazoa; Arthropoda; Insecta; Hymenoptera; Vespidae.
UAAUAUGAGGUGGAUAUAACCUAUCACUAAAUGCCACGUAUAUUUACGUGUCAUGCUUAAAAACUUAAAUUUUCCUCGAGAAAAGUAUUUCCUUUGGGAUGGAUAGUUAAUAGUAUUUUACUAUUUUAAAUUUAUUCAAUAAUAAACAGUGAAAUAUAUAUUGAAAUAUAUACUGUGACAAUAGAUGAUUAUUAAUCGUGCGAGAUGUCGAACAGUAAACAUUCCAAAUUAUUUAUUUGUGCCACCGGUAUAUUUAUAUGUUACUUUUACUUUGGCAUGUUACAAGAGAAGAUAACGAGAAGUCAAUAUGGUGAUGAAAAAAAUAAAGAAAAAUUUACGUAUAUGUUUGCUCUCGUUUUCACACAAUGUUUGGUCAAUUAUACGUUCGCCAAGAUGAUAUUAUUAACAGUUAUGAAACAGGGUGAAGAUACAACACCUACGUUAUAUUAUGCUAUUUCUUCUCUGACAUAUCUACUUGGUAUGGUUUGCAGCAAUAUGGCUUUACAAUUUGUAAACUAUCCAACUCAAGUAAUAGGAAAAGCUGGAAAACCUAUACCCGUUAUGGUACUUGGUGUAUUACUAGGCAACAAGGUAUAUCCGAUCAGAAAAUAUGCUUUUAUAUUUUUAAUCGUGAUUGGAGUUGCUUUAUUUAUGUAUAAGGAUGGAAGUAUGUCGAGUAAACAAGUGGAAGGACAAACGUGGUUUGGCGAGUUGUUACUUUUGUUAUCGUUAACAAUGGAUGGAUUAACAAGUGCAGUACAAGAACGCAUGAGAGCAGAACACAAAUCUAAAUCUGGACAUAUGAUGCUUAAUAUGAAUCAAUGGUCUGUUGUAUUUAGUGGCAUAGUAAUUCUUAUCUCUGGUGAAUUGUUUGAGUUCAUCAAAUUCUUACAACGUUAUCCUUCUACCAUUUGGCAUAUUUCAACAUUUUCUUUGGCUGGAGCAUGCGGACAAUAUUUUAUAUUUUUAACAGUUGCUGAAUUCGGUCCAUUGCCAUGUUCAAUAAUAACAACUACUAGAAAAUUUUUCACUGUUUUAGGAUCUAUAUUAAUUUUCGGUAAUAGCCUUUUACCUAGACAAUGGUUAAGUACAUUUAUAGUAUUUAUGGGUUUAUUUUUGGAUUCCAUGUAUGGCAAAGAUAAACCGAGUAGAAAAGAAACAGUCAAGUAAUCAGAAUCAGUGCAAAAAAAAAGUAAUCAUCGUUCCUUGAGUAUCUCGUUUUAUUCUAUUUUAGUUAAAUUACUUUGAUAUUGAGAAAUACCUAUCGAAUGCCUUUAAUCAAAGUACAUUUUCUAUGCCGAUGAAAUCAAUACUUUUUUAUGUAUUAGAUUCACAUAAAAUUAACUACACAGAGAAUGUAUCUGUAAAAUAUGUUUAGAAGACUUUAUUAUAAAAAUACUAUAUAUAUAUAGAAUAAUUGAAGCGUCAAUCAAGUAGGCACAAAUGCUAGAUUAUAUAAAAAUCUUCCAAAUGUAUACACUUUUUAUUUAGAUUCUAUUAUAUUUAUUUAAAAACAAAAAAUGGAAAACUAAAAAAGUUAUAAUUUGUAAUUAAAGAUAUAUCUGUUUUUCGUUGGUACGUACGUACUCUUGAAUAUUGAUAAUAAUUCUCUAUUGUUAUAUUUAUUUUAUAUACUUGGUGUUUUCUAUGCAUAAAUACUUAUUAUUUAUGUAAAAUAUUAUGCAUUUUAUAUCAGGUAUAAUUAUUUAUCUGCUCUCUGAUAUUUUCUCUCUUCCUUUGAUAUCUUCCCGACUUGGUCUCAAUUAAAAAACAGACUAAAAUACAAAAGCUAUGUAA